Molecule: messenger RNA, 410 nt
Organism: Acaulospora morrowiae
Lineage: Eukaryota; Fungi; Glomeromycota; Glomeromycetes; Diversisporales; Acaulosporaceae
Source: the annotation of a GenBank genome assembly
CAUCAGUAUUAACUCCUCCAACUCCCUAUCAGGUAACUCUAUCAGCGACUCGCUCAACUCUUCAACAAGCUCCUGCUCCAGCAGAUCCCUUGACUCAACAACAAGCUUCUACUCUAGUAGUAUCAACUGCGACUCCUUCAACUACACAAGUCCUUGUUUCAAUAACAACUUUCCCACUUACUUCCCAACAAGUUCCUGCACCAGUAGAGGUUUUCUCUUUAACUCUUCAACAAGUCCAACAAGUCCCUGCUCCAGCAGCACAAGAAAUAAUUCCUGCAACGACUUCUCUUUUAGAUUUCCAACAAAAUCAAUUUGACUUUAUUCAAGGGAACACGGUUCGCUUUAAUUCUACUCAAACGUUGGAAGCACCUAACUUUGCAGAGAUACUGUUUAAUGGGAAUGAUAUAUAA